This is a messenger RNA of Archocentrus centrarchus (flier cichlid), 917 nucleotides long. RefSeq lists its product as uncharacterized. The coding region runs from base 93 to 905 and encodes 270 amino acids. The record is from RefSeq and is a predicted model, not a curated record. Lineage: Eukaryota; Metazoa; Chordata; Actinopteri; Cichliformes; Cichlidae. The transcript is spliced from 4 exons. Gene Ontology annotation, biological process: response to bacterium.
AUUUCCACUUUGUAAACCUUGAUCACCUUGUGACUAAAUUUUCCUUUGAGUGGGAAGACAUCAGUUGUGCAAGAGAAGGUUGAGGUAACACAAUGAUCGGAGGACUGGUCUCUUUGAUUCUUCUAAGCACACUGUCCCUGACUGAAACCCACGAGCUUUCUCUCAAUAUCUCAUUGACUGUGGCUAAACUUGGAGAUGAUGUGACUCUGGCAUGUUAUAUCCUUAAGGAUGAUGUUGUGUUGUCUUAUUGGUAUAAGCUGAGCUUUGGAUAUGUGAUUGAAACAAUUGCCUCAGGAACUUUUGCCAAAACAUCCCUUAAGGGACAAUUUAACAACUCCAGAUUCAGUGCCACAAGUGUAGGUAAUGUGCAUUCUCUAACCAUAAGAAAUGUAAAUAAAGAAGAUGAAGCAACAUACCUCUGUCAAGCAGGAUCGGCAUACAUGAUGGAAUUUCUUAAUGGCACAGUUUUGGCAGUGAAUGAUCCUAAAACUCAGCAGAAAUCUGUUACUGUGAAACAAACUCCAGAUGUUGAGUCGGUCCAUCUGGGCGACACAAUGACUCUGCAGUGUUCACUCCUCUCCAAGAACAAAAAUGACACAGUUCAGUGUCCAGGUGAAGACAAAGUGCACUGGUUUAAAGGUGCAUCAGUAUCCCAUCCAGGCAUCAUUUACCAUGGCAGUAUCAGAAACAACGAUGAAGGGAGAUGUGACUACAGUCUAUCCAAAAUUAUAUCAAACUCAUCUGAUGCUGGGACGUACUACUGUGCUGUGGUCACAUGUGGAGAGAUCCUGUUUGGUGAAGGAACUAAAGUGGAGAUAAGUGUUGUUUCUGCUGGGAUGUUUUCCAGAGGGGCCCCCGGUCGUUACUGUGCUUGUGACACUGCUGACCGGCUCUGUGCUUCUUAAUUUUGCUCUGAU